This is a messenger RNA of Carica papaya (papaya), 1878 nucleotides long. RefSeq names its product lysine histidine transporter-like 8. Lineage: Eukaryota; Viridiplantae; Streptophyta; Magnoliopsida; Brassicales; Caricaceae. The record is from RefSeq and is a predicted model, not a curated record.
CAGUAAGUUUACUUAUUGAUCCGGUUGUAGAGAUGGGUGAGGAGGUAGUGAGAGAUGUAGGGAGUAACUCAGUUGAAUUCAAUUCUCAAUCAGCGGUGGUGGAUUCGUCCCCUAAAAGUCCAUUUGGCCAAAUAACUAGUCCCAUGAAAAAAGCUUUUGCAAGCAUGCAAAGUCACCUUGAAGAAGUCGGCCAUUUCACCAAGCUUGACCCUCAAGAUGAUUGGCUUCCUAUUACUGAGUCCAGGAAUGGAAACGCUUACCACUCCGCGUUUCACACGCUGAGUUCUGGUAUCGGGUUUCAAGCCCUGCUUCUUCCGUACGCCUUCACUACCCUCGGUUGGGUCUGGGGCAUUAUCUGUCUCUCCCUGAUUUUCACUUGGCAACUAUACACGUUAUGGCUUCUGAUCCACCUUCAUGAAUCCGAAUCUGGGAUACGUUACAGCAGAUACUUGCGACUAUCCAUGGCGGCUUUUGGAGAAAAGCUAGGGAAAGUGCUGGCAUUAUUUCCAAUUAUGUACCUAUCAGGGGGCACGUGCGUGGCACUAAUCAUGACAUCAGGUGAGACUAUCAAAAUAUUCUUCCAAAUCGUGUGCGGUGAAACCCCUUUGACCACCAUAGAGUGGUAUGUCUUAUUCACUUGCACAGCCAUUGUUAUUGCUCAACUCCCCAACUUGAAUUCAAUUGCUGGAGUUUCCUUAAUCGGAGCUCUCUCUGGCAUCACUUACUGCACCCUUCUAUGGCUGCUCUCCGUCAUUCACGGCAGACCCAACAGUGUGUCUUAUGACCCUCCCGGGGACGUUCUCUCUAUGCCUACCCUCAACGCACUUGGUAUCGUAGUCUUCGCCUUCAGAGGCCAUAACCUUGUUCUCGAGAUACAGGGGACUAUGCCCUCCAGUGCACACCACCCAUCUCGCGUACCAAUGUGGAGAGGAGUUAAGUUAGCGUAUCUGAUAAUCGCCAUCUGCAUUUUCCCCCUCGCAAUUGCUGGCUAUUGGGCUUACGGCAAUUUGAUACCAGCCAAUGGAGGGAUGUUAAAUGCGUUGUAUUACUAUCAUAAAAAUGACACAUCGAAACUCCUUAUAGCCUUAACAAGCCUGCUCCUUGUAAUUAACUGCCUCAGUACAUUUCAGAUAUAUGCUAUGCCAGUGUUCGACAAUCUGGAAUCCAGAUUCACUAGCAAAUGGAAAAGGCCAUGUCCCCGAUGGCUACGUUCCACAAUCAGGGCCUUUUUUGGAUGCCUUGCAUUCCUUAUAGCAGUUGCAUUGCCAUUCUUGCCAAGCUUGGCAGGACUGCUUGGAGGGAUUGCAUUACCGAUCACCUUAGCAUAUCCAUCUUUCAUGUGGAUCAACCUCAAGAAACCUCAUAAAUACGGUUCAAAUUGGUGUCUCAAUUGGGCACUGGGGAUCCUUGGGAUGAUUAUCAGCAUUUUAGUGGUUGCUGGAGCAAUAUGGAGUAUAGUCCUCAUUGGGUUACCAAUUCACUUCUUCAAGCCUCUCUAACCACAAGAUAUGAAAUGGAAAGGGACUACAAAGUAUGUCAUCAGACUUCUCGUGUACCAAACUGCUUACCUCUUAAAAAUUGAAGGAACCAACGAUUGUGAAAGAUGGCAGUACCACUUUAAACGAUUUUCUUAACCCACACUACCUUAAACUGCAACGAUAAUUGCAUUAUCUGAAAUCAAUGUCAUUGGUUUAUAAUAUAGAAUGUAUGUCAUCUGCAGAUACACUAAUAUUAAAUAUACACACACAUAAGGCAAUAAACACAAUGACAGUCCCCAUAAUAUCUGCUCAAAGGCCAACUGGUGAUCAAUUCUAUCAAAAAUCUGCAAUGAUCAAUGCCAAAAUUUCACCAAUCAUGAACAAACAUCUGAGAAUAACC